Caenorhabditis briggsae is the source of this 1452-nucleotide messenger RNA. The transcript has 6 exons. NCBI's taxonomy places the organism in Eukaryota, Metazoa, Nematoda, Chromadorea, Rhabditida, Rhabditidae. Bases 1 to 1452 code for a protein of 483 amino acids. The record is from RefSeq and is a predicted model, not a curated record.
AUGCAAGCAAAACUGUUUAUGAUCCCUUGGCUCAUCGAGCUCGUCUAUUCACAACGAAUAGUUCCUCCAGCCACAAAUCCAGCGGCACCUCCAGUUUUGACCAACGACCUUCUAGUAGACGCCCACCGUCGGCACUUUCUGGAAAUGCUCAGAAGGCAACAGCAAAUAAAUGAUGCUCUUCUUCUCAACAAUGCACUCUUGCAUCCUCUUCCACCACUUCAUAUUCCAACAAAUCCAACCGAGCCACUACUUCCACCUGCUCCGCAACUUUUCAAUCCAUUUGCUCCCGCCACGAGUCAAGGCUCCACCAGCAAAUUAGGAACAUAUGGAAAGGAAGAGGAACCGGAGAAGAAAGAAACGGACGAGGUAAACUCGUCUGUUGAGAAAGACGGAACUGUUGAAAGCCCUCAAAGAACCGACGUGGUUAAGAAGACGUUGGCAGGAGUGAAAACUGUAUCAAUUCAAAAGAAAGCAAGCGUGGCAUCAGAUAGUGUUGUAGAGAGCGACAUUCGUCCCAUUCCUCCAACAACAACCACGAUUUCGCCAGAAGAUCUUGAAGUCGUUCAGUUGUUCAAAAAGUUGAAUUUGAGUAAAGAAGAAACGAAAAGCAUAGUUGAGAGGGUCGAGCAGGUAGUCAGAGAAAAACUGAUGAGUAAGAAGUUGGAGCAAGAAACGACGACUACCACAGAGGCAACGACGACAACUUCUACCACCACCACAACUAAAGCUCCUACGACUACUACCACACUAGAAACAACAACUUCUACUACAGAGGCUCCUGUGACUACUACAGAGCCAUCAGUGGUCACAGAGGAGUAUGUUGAAGAGGAGGAUUAUGUACCACCGACUUCUUCACCACCACCUCAAAUGCACAUCAGAAGUGGAGAAACCAUCAAUAACCUAGUGCUUCUCCAACGCAAUAACCUCAAACACCAUCCUAUUAGAAUCCAGGAGAAGAAAAUCCCAGAGCCAUUGGAAUCUGAAGAAAUCUCUCAAGGAUCUGUCAAGACCUCGCUCACUCAUCUCCCAAUAUUUGUGGCCAAUGAAGAAGAAGAAAAUGGGGACGCUCAGAGUUUGAAAUCAUCACUUCAUAAGAGAAUUCUGAUUGCUUCAAAAGAUAGAGAGAAAGAGAAUGAGAAAGAUUUGUUAGUGGAUUUUGCAACUGGUGCUCCGUUGGAUCUAACGGAUGUGGAGGUUAAAACUAAGAAUCCAGAAGCGCUCCCAGCUGCCACGUCAUCAGUAUAUUCUACAUUGCCAACAGUGACAAGUAGGCCCGUUGCUCCACCAAGGCUCAAUUAUCACGAAAGAACCGAUUUUGAGCGCUUGGCAUCUGACUAUCAACGUAGACUGGAGCACGCUGGAGACAUUAACAAGAUCCUUCAGAAAAUAUCAGAAAAUGCAUAUAUCUCAUUAGUAGAACGUGGUGGUCGUCGAAGGCUGUUCGGAAACUGA